AUGGUAGUACCUGCGAGAGGAUUGGAUCCGAUUACGUCCACUAUGCAUUACCCCCAUCAUCAAGAAGACGCAAAUGCUUUCAGAGUAUCCAACGAUUUUUACGAAUUUUCUAAAUGCUCUGAGAAUCUACGAUACAGGACACCAUCGAAGCCUGUAUUCGAUAUUCCACUCGAAACAACGUCUACAGAAAAUCCGUUAAAAUUGAGUAAGUUUUUCUGCAACUGCCGAUAUUUAUGGCUACGAGAGCUACAUGGUCUCAGCACGACAAUGAUGCAUCAAAGAUCCAUUUUUCAGGUGAAAGAGAUGAAUUUCCCCGCCUUAGUGUUUUGCCCGAAAAAUGCCGAUGGACUGCAGUACGAUAGCCUUUAUGAAGAUUUUGUGGCGAACGUUGGAUAUGCGGACAAUAAUACUGCAGACGAAGUCAUACAGUAUAUCAUAGCAGGCAGUGGAUUCGAUAACGUGGAUGUGACGCGGUGGUCUGACGAGGACAAAAUGGAGCUGAACAAUCUGUACAACACUUGGAGAGCAAAUCGAACUGUUCUGGAGAUGUUCGACUUUAUAUUCAAUCAAAACGGCUAUCGGUGUGACGAGUUCUUCGAUUCAUGUUGGGCAGGAUCGCAAAUAUUGAAUUGCUGUGAAAUAUUCAAACCCGUCUACGUCAUGUUGCGAGGGAGAUGCUUUCGACUAGUAGACGACUACAAGCAGAAAGAUGUCGACGAAAAUGCCAAAAUAUCUAUACAACUGAAUAAUGUGCAAACAGGAAGCUUAACAGGGAGAAAGAACAGGAUCCAAGUUGUUCUGUACAUUGGCGAUGCUUAUCAGGAGGUGGGUAUUUACCCAAGAGUCUAUUUGAACUAUCAUGAUUGGAAUCGCUUACGAUUUGUCCAAAGACGAUUGUCGAUGCUACCCAAUAACCCACAGUGCUCAUUAGCUCCUCUGAAUCAAGGCAAGUCUACCUGCUUCGUGUAUAACUGGUUAAUGAGAGUUGUGGUAAACCCGCUGAACUGUACGGUACCGUACUUCAAAGGGAUGUUGCCGUAUGUGGACGACGUGCCUUCGUGUGAACCACUUCUUCUGGUCAAUAACUACGCCAAUAUCACUUCGACGAUUCUGGAGAAUUAUCAUGUGGGUGUCUCAUAUAAUUUUCAGUGUCUCCCUGCAUGUGAACGUAUCGAGAACCACAUGCAGAUGACCACCAGCCCUGACUACAGCCGUCAAUUCAGUUAUUCGUUUCGAGUGGAAGCCUCUUUUACUGACUUGCAGUACGAGAGCUAUUCCGAGAUACGUCUAACAUCUCCUGCUGGAUUCAUUUCGGAGCUCGGUGGUCAAAGUGGCCUAUUCGUCGGGUGUUCAGUGAUGAGCUUCGUACAACUCAUCCUCUCAGUUCUAAGCCUUUUUGUUAUUUUUGCUCGUAAAAUCUAUGUGCGGUAUUUUUCACUGGCUCUUAAUGUUAAAGUAAUUCCUGCAGAUGAUAUAGUAGAAAAUGUUCCUAUUAAGAAAUAG
Haemonchus placei is the source of this 1503-nucleotide messenger RNA. Lineage: Eukaryota; Metazoa; Nematoda; Chromadorea; Rhabditida; Trichostrongylidae. The record is from the annotation of a GenBank genome assembly.